Messenger RNA from Vairimorpha ceranae, 567 nucleotides. RefSeq lists its product as hypothetical. The transcript has a single exon. The coding region runs from base 1 to 567 and encodes 188 amino acids. The record is from RefSeq and is a predicted model, not a curated record. Lineage: Eukaryota; Fungi; Microsporidia; Nosematidae.
AUGUUUAUAUUUCAUAUUUUUAUGCUGUUAAAUUUUUACACAAAUUUUAUUAUUUCGACUUCUUUUGAUAAUUUAUCUACUGUUACAAAAUCUGAUUUCUAUGAUCCAUCAACUUUUAUGAUAUACGUUUACUACAAUCGGCCCGAUCAAGACUGCCCUUUGUGUAAGAAAUUUAAUGAAAAGAUAUCAGAAUUACCUAUUCCUAUUAAAAAAAUCAACUUUUUUACAGAACCAUUCCUUGCAUCACAUUUGUAUAUUUUUGAAUUCCCUACUUUUAUAAUCAGGCACAAGUUAAAAUCUUAUGUUAUUAGAGCUACUACUGUAGAUGAAUUAUUUAAUGUAGUAGAAAAUAAUAAGUGGGUAAACUUAAAACCCUUUUAUGCAUUAUUUAAUCCUACUACGUAUUUUACUAAGAUUUAUGCUUAUUUUUAUUUUCUCUUUUAUUAUUUUAUAGAAUAUCUAUCAGAUUAUAUUGAGAAAGUACCAAGUUGUGUAGUAAAUGGUAUUCUUACAUUUAUAAUAUGUUAUCUAGUUAUUUCUAUUGUAAAUAUAUUUAAGAAUAAAUAA